CCCGGCGAGCCGAAAAAUAACUAUCAAAAAUGGCGUGUGCCCGACCUCUCAUCUCGGUGUACUCCGAGAAAGGAGAAUCUGUCGGCAAAAACGUAUUGAUGCCGGCAGUCUUUAAGGCCCCGAUUCGCCCUGAUGUUGUAAACUUUGUGCACACCAACAUGCGCAAGAACAACCGUCAGCCAUAUGCUGUGAGCGAGCUGGCAGGUCACCAGACCAGUGCAGAGUCCUGGGGAACAGGAAGAGCUGUGGCCCGUAUUCCACGUGUGCGAGGUGGUGGUACUCACCGCUCUGGCCAGGGUGCUUUUGGAAAUAUGUGCCGUGGUGGUCGCAUGUUUGCCCCGACUAAAACCUGGCGCCGUUGGCACCGCAGGAUCAACACACCCCAGAAGCGUUACGCCAUCUGCUCUGCCCUGGCUGCCUCUGCCAUUCCUGCACUCGUGAUGUCCAAAGGGCACCGCAUUGAAGAAAUCCCUGAAGUCCCAUUGGUGGUUGAAGACAAAGUUGAGGGCUACAAAAAGACUAAGGAGGCAGUGCUGCUGCUGAAGAAGCUUAAAGCCUGGAAUGACAUCAAGAAGGUAUACGCCUCCCAGCGCAUGCGUGCGGGCAAGGGUAAGAUGAGGAAUCGUAGACGUAUCCAGCGCAAAGGGCCGUGCAUAAUCUACAACCAAGAUGCUGGUUUGACUAAAGCCUUCAGGAAUAUUCCAGGCAUCACUUUGCAGAACGUGAACAAACUGAACCUCCUGAGACUUGCUCCCGGUGGUCACGUUGGGCGCUUCUGCAUCUGGACAGAAAGCGCUUUCCGCAAGUUGGAUGACCUGUACGGCACCUGGCGUAAGCCUGCCACCCUGAAGGUUGACUACAACCUUCCAAUGCAUAAGAUGACUAACACAGACCUAAGCAGGAUUCUGAAGAGCGAGGAGAUCCAGAAGGCACUUCGUGCCCCCAACAAAAAGAUCAACCGCAGAGUAAUGAAGAAGAAUCCUCUGAAGAACCUGAAGAUUAUGUUCAAGCUGAACCCGUAUGCCAAGACAGUAAGACGUCAUGCCAUCCUGAAGCACGACCCGACUAUCAAGGCCAAGAUGCUGAAGCCCAAGAAAAGAUCUGCAAAGAAGAAGGGAGCUGAAAAGCCCAAGGCAUGAACAUACAGACUAGAGUUCAUUCAAUAAACCAGUUUCAAAUGGA
Oryzias latipes (Japanese medaka) is the source of this 1182-nucleotide messenger RNA. RefSeq names its product ribosomal protein L4 (gene rpl4). Lineage: Eukaryota; Metazoa; Chordata; Actinopteri; Beloniformes; Adrianichthyidae. Gene Ontology annotation, cellular component: ribosome. Gene Ontology annotation, biological process: translation. The record is from RefSeq and is a predicted model, not a curated record. Gene Ontology annotation, molecular function: structural constituent of ribosome.